This is a messenger RNA of Cordyceps militaris CM01, 2004 nucleotides long. RefSeq names its product cytochrome P450 monooxygenase. Gene Ontology annotation, molecular function: oxidoreductase activity, acting on paired donors, with incorporation or reduction of molecular oxygen; heme binding; iron ion binding. The transcript has 4 exons. Bases 1 to 2004 code for a protein of 667 amino acids. The record is from RefSeq and is a predicted model, not a curated record. NCBI's taxonomy places the organism in Eukaryota, Fungi, Ascomycota, Sordariomycetes, Hypocreales, Cordycipitaceae.
AUGAUUGCUAUCAACCUCGUACGCAGCGGCACUCGGCCCAUGUUGGCUCUGGCGCGAAUAUCGGGCUUUCCAAACCACCCGAGGUCUAUCGAUGCUUAUUAUCCCCAUUACGCGGACUUCCGCACACCCCGUCUCUUUUCACGCGAAACCGACCCAUCCAAUGGCCCUCUAUACAUGACAGCCGCCCCUUCUGGCCUAUUUUCACAAUCCUUUAUGGUCCGGCUCGCUGUCCCCUCCGCUACCACCAGCCAGACCGUGCUCCUCGGCAUCCUCCUCGCCCUCACGGUCCUCUUCUCCCUGCGCCAGUGGCUGCUCCCGCGGGCGCUGCCCGGAAUUCCCUACAACGCCGCCGCCACGCGCUCCCUCCUCGGCGACAUCAUGGCGCUCCAGCAGGAGCUGCCGUCCAACAUGUCCGAGUGGGUGGUCCGCCAGGGCGCGCGGCACGGGGCCCCCGUGUACCAGGUCUUUCUCGUGCCGUUUGCGCGGCCCUUUGUCGUCGUGUCCGACUUCCGCGAGGCGCAGGACAUCCUCGUGCGGCGCGCGCACGAGUUCGACCGCUCCGACCUGGCCGUCGCCCUGCUGCGCGGCGAGAUGCCGCGCUUCCACGCCUGCCUCAAGACGGGCCCUGCCUGGGCCGCGCACCGCCGCCUGCUGCAGGACGUCAUGUCCCCGGAGUUCCUGCACGGCGUGGCCGCCCCCAAUAUGUACGCCGGCGCGCGCCGCCUGCUCGACCUGUGGCGCCUCAAGACGAGCGUGGCCGGCGAGGGCAGACCGUUUGCGGCGGCCGCGGAUCUGAGCUUCGCGACGCUGGACGCGCUGUAUGACUUUGCGUACGGGGACGGCGCCGAGGAGCGCGCGCUCGUGGAGCAGCUGGCCCUGUUGGAGGGGCUGAGCGAGGAGGCGCGCGAGGGGCUCCGCGAGAGGGCUGGCGAGGAGGCCGUGGCGUUUCCGUGUGCGCCGCUGGCGCCGGCUAUGGAGGCGCUGCUGCGCACGACGGAGAAUAUCCCGGCGGUCGCGGUGACGGGGUUCCCGGAUAUCGCGUGGCGCGUGCUGGCGUGGUUCCCACGCGUACGGAGGCUGCGCAGGCUCAAGGACCGGUUCAUCAAGGAGCAGGUGGAAAAAGCGGUGGCGCGACUGGACAAGGCUGCUGCCGCGGGUGAGGACCAGGACGGCGUCGGCGGCUUCUCCAAGCUCAAGUGCGCGCUGGACCUAAUUUUACAGCGUGAGCGGACCUUGGCAGAGAAGGAUCACCGCGAGCCCGUCUACUGGUCCGACGCCAUCAAGGAUGAAAUGUUCGGCUUCAUCACCGGCGGCCACGAGACGUCGGCCAACGUGCUCGCGUGGGGGGUCAAGUUCCUCGCGGACCACGCGGAGCACCAGGCCGCGCUGCGGACGUGCCUGCGCGGCGCGCACCCGGCGGCCGUCGCGGGGGCGCGCUUCCCCACGCAUGCUGAGAUCACGCACGCGCGCGCGCCGCUCCUCGUCGCCACCAUUGAGGAGAUCCUGCGGCUCGCUCACGCCACGGCCAUGACGGACCGGCAGGCCACGGCCGACACGGUGGUGCUCGGGCACGCCAUCCCGCGCGGCACCACGGUGGUGCUCGUCAACAAGGGGCCGGGGUACACGGCGCCGAACCUGCCCAUUGCGGAGGCGCUGCGGAGCGCGAGCGCGCAAAAAGCGCUGGCGGAGCGCCCGGACGCGGGCUGCUACAGGCUGCGUGCGGAGGAGGAGGAGGAGCAGGGGAUGGGCAGGUUUGACCCGACGAGGUGGCUGGAUGCCGACGGCGAGUUUGACCCGGCGGCGUACCCGACGAUCCCGUUUGGGCUCGGCCCGCGCGGGUGCUUUGGGAGGCGCAUGGUGUAUGUCCAGUUCAAGCAGCUGCUGACGCUGCUGGUGUGGCAGUUUGAGUUUCUGCCGUGCCCGUCGGGGCUGUCGAGCUACGAGGCCGUGCAGGUCUUGACGAACAAGCCGCGGCAGUGCUACGUCGCGCUCCGGGAGCUGUAG